This is a messenger RNA of Ochotona curzoniae (black-lipped pika), 1447 nucleotides long. RefSeq names its product EMI domain containing 1 (gene EMID1). The transcript has 16 exons. Gene Ontology annotation, molecular function: protein binding. NCBI's taxonomy places the organism in Eukaryota, Metazoa, Chordata, Mammalia, Lagomorpha, Ochotonidae. Bases 1 to 1329 code for a protein of 442 amino acids. The record is from RefSeq and is a predicted model, not a curated record.
AUGGGCGGCCCGCGGGCCUGGGCGCUGCUCUGCCUCGGGCUCCUGCUCCCGGGAGGUGGCGCCGCGUGGAGCGUCGGGGGAGCGGCGUUCUCGGGACGCAGAAACUGGUGCUCCUAUGUGGUGACCCGCACCGUAUCAUGCCACGUGCAAAAUGGUACUUACCUUCAGCGUGUGCUGCACAACUGCCCCUGGCCCAUGAGCUGCCCGGGGAGCAGCUACAGAACCGUGGUGAGACCUACGUAUAGAGUGAUGUACAAGACAGUGACAGCCCGCGAGUGGAAGUGCUGCCCGGGACACUCGGGGGUGAGCUGCGAGGAAGCUUCCUCAGCUCCCGUGGAGCCAGCCCCGUGGCCGGGCAGCGGCAUGAGACGGAUGGCACUCCGGCCCACGGCCUUCUCAGGGUGUCUUAACUGCAGCCGAGUGUUGGAGUUGACUGAGCGGCUGAAGGUGCUAGAAGCCAAGGUGGCCGUGCUGACCAUCUCUGAGCGGGCAGUGCCCCCAACCCCGGCUGUCCCUGAAGGCCCUGCCCCACUCUGGGGCUCCCCAGCUGCCCAGGGCAGCCCUGGAGAUGGAGGCCACCGAGACCGAGUUGGUGCUCGGGGGCUGCCUGGCCCCGCCGGUCCCAAGGGAGAUGCUGGCAGCCGGGGCCCAACAGGGAUGAGAGGCCCUCCAGGUCCACAGGGUCCCCCAGGGAGCCCCGGCCAGACUGGAGCUGCGGGGACCCCUGGAGAAAGAGGCCCUCCAGGCCUGCCAGGCCCUCCUGGCCCUCCUGGGCCCCCAGCCCCUGUCGGGCCACCACAUGCCCGCAUCUCUCAGGAUGGGGACCCAUUCCUGUCUAACACCUUCACUGAGACGGGCAGCCGCUGGCCUCAGGGACCUGCUGGACCCCCAGGUGCCCCAGGACCCAUUGGUCCCCCUGGACCUCCUGGCCCCACAGGUGCCCCUGGAAGUCCUGGACGCGUGGGACCCCCAGGCCCUACUGGACCCAAAGGGAUCUCAGGCCACCCAGGCGAGAAGGGUGAGAGGGGACCGCGUGGAGAGCCUGGCCCCCAGGGCUCUGAAGGGCAGCGGGGUGACCCUGGCCCCAAGGGAGACCCUGGCGAGAAAAGCCACUGGGGGGAGGGAUUGCACCAGCUGCGCGAAGCUUUGAAGAUUUUAGCUGAGAGGGUUUUAAUCUUGGAAACAAUGAUUGGCCUCUAUGAACCAGAGCUGGGCUCCGGGGCAGGCCCUGCUGGCAUGGGUGCCCCCAGCCUCCUUCGGGGCAAGAGGGGAGGACAUGCAGCCAGCUACCGGAUUGUGGCCCCAAGGAGUCGGAAUGAGAAGGGCUGAGGGUGAAAGCGGCGCAGCCCCCUGUUGGAUGGACCAGGCCAGCUUCCCUCGCUUGCCUGGCCUUGGCCAGCUGCCUCCAGGGACCACGCUGUGUUUAUUCAAGGACUCAGGGUCCCUU